This is a messenger RNA of Elaeis guineensis (African oil palm), 1004 nucleotides long. Its product is annotated as zerumbone synthase-like. The record is from RefSeq and is a predicted model, not a curated record. Gene Ontology annotation, biological process: abscisic acid biosynthetic process. Lineage: Eukaryota; Viridiplantae; Streptophyta; Magnoliopsida; Arecales; Arecaceae. Gene Ontology annotation, cellular component: cytosol. Gene Ontology annotation, molecular function: xanthoxin dehydrogenase (NAD+) activity.
GAGUGGAGUCGGUGAGCGAGAGAACUAGGAGACCACCAUGUCCACCAGCGCCGACUCUGUUCCUCCUCUCCCUCGAAGGUUGGAAGGGAAGGUUGCUCUUGUAACCGGUGGAGCAACUGGUAUUGGUGAAAGCAUUGUCAGGCUCUUCAGAAAGCACGGUGCAAAGAUUUGUGUGGUCGAUAUCCAAGACAACCUUGGCCAGCAACUCUGCAAGUCCCUUGGUGGUGACCCCUAUGUGUGCUUCUUCCAUUGCGAUGUCACCAUUGAAGACGAUGUACGCCGUGCUGUCGACUUCACAGCCGACAAGUAUGGUACCAUCGAUAUCAUGGUCAACAAUGCAGGGAUCACCGGCAGCAAGGUGAAGGAUAUCCGGGAUGCCGACUUCAAUGAAUUCAAGAAGGUGUUUGAUGUGAACGUGAAUGGUGUGUUUCUUGGGAUGAAGCAUGCAGCACGUAUCAUGAUUCCCCAAAGGAAGGGCUCCAUAAUCUCAUUAGCCAGCGUGGCGAGCACAACAGGAGGGCUAGGCCCCCAUGGAUACACAGGUUCUAAGCAUGCUGUUCUGGGGCUCACUAAAAAUGUGGCAGCAGAAUUGGGGAAGCGUGGAAUACGUGUGAAUUGUGUCUCGCCAUAUGCAACCCCCACAAGCCUCUCCAUGCCCCAUUUGCCUGAGGAGGAGAGGCAGGAGGAUGGUUUUCUGUCUUUUGUUGGCAGCCAUGCCAACUUGAAAGGUGUGGACCUGAUGGUAGAUGAUGUAGCACAGGCUGUGCUCUACUUGGCAAGUGAUGAAGCCAGGUACAUCAGUGGGCUCAAUCUAAUGGUUGAUGGGGGUUUUACUUGUGUGAACAACUCGGUGCGAGUAUUCGACUGAGGAUAUUUGGCUAAUGCAUUCAUCUUUUGGUGAUAUCACUUGGAUUUAGCAGACUUCAUCUUUAAUGUCAGUGAUUGAUUACCCAGCCAUGGAUGCAUUAUAUAACGAAUUCAGAUAAGAAAAUUUUUAUGAGCCA